AUGGCGUCCACCUCCAUGGCGUCAUUUCUGCCUCUCCUGGUAGCCGUCCACAGACCCGAAGGCUGUCCGGAACACCUCUCCGAGCCUACUGAAUCCGAACCUGCAUCUGCAGUUCUAACACUGAACCCGGCCCCCACGAUCUUGCUCUGUAAAUUGGUAGUGACAGAUCCGUGCCACGUCCUGGGAACCCCCGCCCUGCGCAAAGCCAGCGGGUCAUCCAGAGCUGGAGUGGACAGUGGGGUGCAGAACUGGCCGGAGACAGCGUUGAGACACAGGGUCCUGCAGGGUCUGCCGGGUCAGGCCGUCCGUCUGGGACCGGCCGAGCCUGCUGUGGGAAGUCUCCAGCCUGGCGCCAGGAUCAGCAACGUGUUGUUUUUCGUUUUGCCGCCCAUCUGCAUGUGCUUGUUCCGUCAGUACGCGGCGUGUUUCAACAGUGGCAUCUACUUAAUAUGGACUCUGUUGGUGGUAGUGGGAAUUGGAUCUGUCUACUUCCAUGCGACCCUUAGCUUCCUGGGUCAGAUGCUUGAUGAACUUGCGAUCCUUUGGGUUUUGAUGUGUGCGCUGGCCAUGUGGUUCCCCAGAAGGUACCUCCCAAAGGUCUUCCGGAAUGACAGGGGCAGGUUCAAGGCAGUGGUCUGCGUCCUGUCUGCGGUUACGACCUGCCUGGCGUUUGUCAAGCCUGCCAUCAACAACAUCUCCCUGAUGACACUGGGAGUUCCAUGUACCGCGCUGCUCGUGGCGGAGCUGAAGAGGUGUGACAACGUGCGCGUGUUCAAGCUGGGCCUCUUCUCCGGCCUCUGGUGGACGCUGGCCCUCUUCUGCUGGAUCAGCGACCGGGCCUUCUGUGAGCUGCUGUCGUCCUUCCACUUCCCCUACCUGCACUGUGUGUGGCACAUCCUCAUCUGCCUGGCUGCCUACCUGGGCUGCGUGUGCUUCGCCUACUUCGAUGCGGCCUCAGAGAUCCCCGAGCAGGGCCCCGUCAUCAGGUUCUGGCCCAGUGAGAAGUGGGCCUUCAUCGGCGUCCCCUACGUGUCCCUCCUGUGUGCCAACAAGAAGUCGCCAGUCAAGAUCACCUGAUGCUCUCCGUGUUUCCCUCGGCCCUGGGCUGCUUCUCUGGCAGAGACGCGAGGUUUCUGUGAACCGCUGUGCCUGUCUUACGCCUCUGUCCUGUGGGCUCUUAGUGUGUCCGUCCCUUCCCACCAAGGCAAGAGGAGGGACUCAGAUGCGCCCUGGCCUUCUCACUGUCUCUUCCACACGCAUCACAAGUGGGCUGCGUCUGUGGCUGGGCAGAGCAGUCUGGGAACCCAGGGCCACUGCCUGCUCAGGCCCCGCUGCCCUGGGCCCGCAGCCAAGGUGUGGAGAUGUUCACCAGGGAAACUGCCCUGCCAGGGCCAGCACCACCGCGCCCGCAGGGCGAGCGGAGGGGGCCGGUGGCUCAGCCCACCCGGCUUUGCGGGAUUUGUGCUGAGCGGCAGAGGUUGCAUCCGAAGGUGGCUGGCCGUGCCAGACCCCACGCCGUCCUUCUCCAAGCCAAGCACAGAGCGCCGCUUUGAAGGUUGACGUCGUCUCCCCGGGGAGCCCCGCCCGGUUCCUAGGCUCAGGUGCAGAGGGCGGCGGUGGAGCGAGCUUCCGCCAUGCCCCAGCCCCGACUCCCCAGUCCCUGCAGUUUUGCUGGGGGAUUUGGCCUAGACUUUGGAGCAAACAUGGAGAUUUUUGGUUUGUAAUGUUUUCAUAUUGGACGCCUCCAGUAUACCGUGCUGCUCUGGAAAUGACCUCCAAGAGCUCACCGUGCUGGGCACGGCGUGUAUGACUAUGACCCCUGCUCUUCGGGAGGUAGCAGCCAGCCUGGGCCAGCUCAAAAUAAAAAGGGCCGGGGUGUGCCCAACGGUAGAGUGCACCUGGUUUCUAUCCCAAUGCUAGGAAAAAGCCAAAGAAAAGACAAGGGAAAAAGUCUUGCCGUCAUCUCUGAUUUCCUGCAGGGAGGCCCCGCGCUCUCACCGUCUGGGGCUUCCGGAUGCAGCAGUGCGUGCCCUGACCGCCCGCCUGGGGCGCAGUGGCAGCGGGCGUCCUCGCCUUCGGCUUCCCCCCUCGCCUUCCCUGGACUCCAAAGCCGUCUUCAGGGAGUGAGGAGGGACUGACAGCUCAGGGAUACUGCUUUUAGCCCCUCCUACCCUUCCCGAGGGGACGGGGCCGUUGCUGUCCAGAGCUGAGAAGUGGCUUUUCUCACCUGCCCAGGGCUCGGUCUGUGUAGACUACACAGGAUCCGAGAUGAAAAGGCCAAUCAGCAGCUGAAUUGAGAGUUUAAAAAUGAAGGACUUCAUUCAACUUUCUUGAUUUUUGGAUUUCCUAAAUAACCCACUAGGCUAUUUCCUUUUUCUUCUCAUAGCUGGAAAUCUUUAUGGAAUGCCAAUGUGUGAAAUAAAUUAAUUUUAUGAACUUAAAUUUAUAGCAUCUAUUUAAUACAUCAGGCAGUAAAAAUGCAAAUAAACAAAUUGAUGGUCUCCCGGAUAGUAAAAUAUGAUAUUUAAAUGCAUGCACAUGUUGCUUUAUUAUAGCCUAAAAAUAUAUUUUAAGAUAACGUUGGAUAGAACGUAAGUGGAACUUCUCACGUACCUUGCUGAGGCCUAGAGAUUUGUGGACUAAAACUGCUGUGAAGUCUUUUGGGUUUCAAGUCUAGAACUUUAAAAAGGGAAAUACCAGACCCUGUUCAUUUGAGGGUGGCCGUAGCAGGCAUGGAUUCUAGUCUGAUGUGCUACGGCAGUAAGUUUGGUGUAUGUCCAGCCUGGCCGUCUUAGAAUGACAGACAGCAGGGUGAGUGCAGGGGUAAGGCAGGAGGCGACUUGUGUGUGUGUGUGUGUGUGUGUGUGUGUGGUGUGUCGUGAACGUGUCCAGGGCUCGCAGUAACAGGACUGUCCUUGCAGGCUUCUUCUCAGGGAAGAACUUACUCCUCAGGGCUGUGCUGAUCCCACCUCCAGCUCCUAAACGCAGGGAUAAAAUGUUACCAGAGGGCAGACUUGAGUGGGGCGGGGGAGGAAUAAGUCCCCGAUUCACUGGGCUGUUUUUAUCCCUCUUCUAAAGAAAAAUGAUGAAGUUAAGAUAUCAGACAUGGUUUUUAUGUGAAAAGCAUUGUGCCUUUCUAGAGACUGGGUCUGAGGAGAUGAGAGCAGAGAAGAAAAGUGGAACGGAGUAUAUCUGAGGACAAAACUACUCUUCGACAGAAAUCACAUAGCUUGCCAGGAUAGGACAAGUCAUGAUAAUAAAAUAUACUAAUCUUACUUUAAGUUGAGUUUAGGGCACAUUCAUACUUAUAUCAAUGCACUACAUGGUCUUUAAAGAAAAUUGGGAAACUAAAAACAGUUGUAGAAGAAGAAAAACUUAUUUCUCUCACCUAAGUACAACCAUGGUUAGUAUUUUGGUAUUGGGUGUGUUUCCUUAUUUUCACCUUUUCCCCACUAACAUAGUCAUGCAUAAAUGUCUUCGAGCUUUGACAGUUUAUUCUGUCUUUGAAAGGUGAAUGCCAGUUGCGCGUGUGCACAGCAGGUGUGCUGUCCACCAGUGCUAGUUGUACGUGUGAGUGCUGAUCACUGCGAUCGGAGACUUAACCCCCGGACCUUCCUUCUCAGUCAGCCCAGUGGCCAGGCCUGAGAAGUGAUGGACCGAAAUCUCCAUUUUGUUAUACUUCUGUGCUGGGAUAGAGGAACUCAGAUUUUGAUGUGCUCAGCUUUAAAAAUGAAUAGCUUAUUUCAUUAGUUGGAAUGUAAUCAAGAAUCUCCAUCCCUUCUGCCCAGCAGGAAGGAGUUUGGGAGUGAGGUCUUGGCCAUGGCUAUUCAGCGAGGCCUCUGAGUUUUGUUCUGGUUAGAAUUCACCUGGGCUUCUUAUCCAGAGGUACCUGGAUUUACGAUACAAAACCCUCAGCGUUAGUCCGUGAUCUCUUCCGCCGGUGACUCCUACCUUAUACUGUCUGAUUGAUUACUAUGCCUUUAGGAGAGGCAGCCCCCCCAGGUGGUGUCAUCACACAGUGAGUGCUUUGGGGAUCACAUUUAGUGUGUGGGGAUGAGACAUCUGCUUUGGGGUACUCUGUGCCUGUCCAACAGAGAGUGCCUGAAACACGAAUUGUACACCAGUGUGCUGUGCUGGUUCUCCUGGGAGAGCGGUGAACAUGCUGCCACUAUUCCAUUCAGUGGGUUUCUCAGGUGUGCACAGAUUUCUCACUGGAGCCUUGUGCUUCCCCUGCUGUCAAGGGCUCGCUGCUGUGUCCUCCCUGUGUGUCAGGUUGUGCUAGAGAAUUCUGUAACAAUGGCGUGUAACCGGAACAGGCACAGCGCGGGCAGAUGCAGACUGCUCUAUACACUGCAUAAGCUGCACUGUGCAUGCCGGUCCGUCUCCAUGGCUGUGGAAUGCUUGGAGGCCUUUGAGAGGCGCUUUGCACCUGAUGCAUUCUGUGAAAUGACUAUAUUUCAUAUUAAAGCCCUCAGUGGCAUUUUCUGUGAAUAAAUAAUUGUGUGUUUGUGUGUUUCCAGAAUGAUCUCCAGAGUAUCUGCAAUACAAAUGCAUUUCAUGGAUUGUAGAGCAAAAGAAAGCACAUUUGCCUGAGAUUAUUUGUUAAUGAGUUGGGGAGUCAUUGUUACUAAUGUACUUAAGUGUAGUUAAGUCUAUGUUUGUUAGUACAGUUAUGUAUGUAACUGUGUCAUGUGUGUAGAGAAGCCCAGAUGUAGGUAAUAGUUCGCUUGUGCUGGGUUUCCCCACUUGCUGGAAAGAAGGUCUUGUGACUUUUCAGAACCGUAAGUGGGGACUUUAGCAGGAGAAUUGCAUGUAUCUGUUCAUUUUUUCUUAAUUUCCUGUGACAGUUCAUUAAAAAUUCAUUGUCAUCAGAGAAGAACAAGAUAAGCACCACAGUAUCAUUAUCUUUUCUGGCUGAAGGAAAGGGAAACAGGGCGGCCGAGCCUCUGACAUCUUCGGUCCCCAGCAGCCCCGGAACCCCUGUGGAAUGGAAGAGAAACUGAAUCUGGCCUGGUGCGAUGGGAGAUCCCUCAGCUGUCUGCAGGCUGUGGUCAGGGGUGGGGCUGAGGAGAGCGAGGCGGGGGUGCCCCGGGACUGGUGUCUCGGGCACUGGCUCCCCUGUGUGGAGGGGCGGCUGGGCCCGGGCCUGACUCCUGUGAGGGCUUCCUGCUGGGGGACUCGGUGCCUACGCAGAGGAAAGCAGGGCCGAGCCAGAGAGCCGGAUGGGUCAGGGCGCGCGGAUGAAGACAUGCUGCUGACCAGGGGCAGUCUGGCAUCCUGUCAUCCGGCCACCCCAGGGGGGACUGCAGGACACUGUGGAAAGUAAAAUACGUGGGCAGAAAGGCACUGCGUUUUCUCACUGCUGGAGGGUGACGCCGCCAUCUCGGCCAGCAGGAGGGAGCUCUGCAGUUCUGGGGCUGGGCUCAAGGUGUUGCUGCAGUUAUUUAUGGCACUUUCUUAUUUAUGUGCUAAGGAACCAGCGCAGAAGAGUCCUUAGACUCCCAACACACGGAAUGUGAAAGGGGACCAACGCGACGCUCCUGAUUUUAACCGUGCUCAUCACACGCCGUGAUCCGGGGCUGUGUGUGGUGGUGUCAGAGACUACACUGUGUCACUUUCACAGAUUGGGGUACUGCAGACACCCCGGUGGGAGAGGGCCCUGGGGUGCCAGGGCCACUUACAUUUUAGGGUCCUUAGCUGGCUUAGCCGGGGAUGCACUUAGAGUGGUGCAGCCUGUAAUCCCAGCA
Fukomys damarensis (Damara mole-rat) is the source of this 5747-nucleotide messenger RNA. It is a transcript of the gene Acer2, whose product is annotated as alkaline ceramidase 2. Bases 1 to 1077 code for a protein of 358 amino acids. Gene Ontology annotation, biological process: ceramide metabolic process. Lineage: Eukaryota; Metazoa; Chordata; Mammalia; Rodentia; Bathyergidae. Gene Ontology annotation, cellular component: membrane. Gene Ontology annotation, molecular function: hydrolase activity, acting on carbon-nitrogen (but not peptide) bonds, in linear amides. The record is from RefSeq and is a predicted model, not a curated record. The transcript is spliced from 7 exons.